Molecule: messenger RNA, 1923 nt
Organism: Acytostelium subglobosum LB1
Lineage: Eukaryota; Evosea; Eumycetozoa; Acytosteliales; Acytosteliaceae
Exons: 3
Coding region: 1-1923 (640 amino acids)
Biological process (GO): positive regulation of translation
Cellular component (GO): cytosol; cytoplasmic stress granule
Molecular function (GO): RNA binding
Source: RefSeq, a predicted model, not a curated record
AUGGACACACAAACUAUUCAACCUUCAGAGUCUGUAGAGAUGACUAUUGAGGAGAGGAUUAGAAAGCAAGUAGAGUACUACUUGUCCCGCGACAACCUUUCAAACGACAAAUUCCUGCUGGCACAGAUGUCACCGGAAAUGUAUAUCCCAAUCAGCGUGAUUGCAGGCUUCAAUAAAAUCAAGAGCCUCACAACAGAUAUUGAGCUAAUCAUUAAAUCAAUAUCGAAUAGCAGCGCACUGAUCCUGGACGAUGAGAAGAAGCUUGUUCGACCAGCAGUUCAGAUGAAGAACCCAAGGAACGUCCUAAUACUGAGGGACAUUCCACUGGCCACCACCGAGGAGGAGAUCAGAGCCAUAUUCAACUCUGCCACACAAUCGAUCACCAACGUCAGAUACGACCAAGUUGGCAAGAUGUGGUUCAUCACCUUUGACACUGAGGAGAAUGCCCUGGUGGCCCACGAUAUCACUCAGAACAACACCUUCAAGAACGAGCCGAUCAAGGCGCGCAUCAAGUCCGAGACAUUCGUCAGGUCUGAAUCCGCCCAGACCAAGGUGUUCCCAGCAGCAGCAGAGCUCAAUGGCGUACCAAACGGUGUGGUCAGCAGAACUCAGUACUACUCUGUGCCACCAAUCAACCACAACCUCAACCAAAAGUGGACCAGACCUGUUGGCGGAUAUCCAUAUGGCGGAUGGGACCAGGGUGUGAUGGGCGAGCCGCGACCUUACGAUCCAACAAAGUCUGGUGAGCACCGAAAGCCCUACCGUGGACCAAAGGAUCAAACAUCGCGACCACCAAGACGUGAUCACUACAACACAUCAACACAUCAUCAUCACCAUCAACAACAACAAUCGAUCAACAACAAUAUUAUACCUUUAGCCAAUGGAAAUAGAGCUGUUAUUAGCAACAACAGCAACAACAGUAAUAGUAAUGAGCAGCAACCUCAAAGCAACUCAACCCACUCACCUCCAAUUUCACAAUCCCCUCCAUCAACAUCGACGUCAACAACCUCGCCACCACACUACAGUAGCAGCGCCAGCGGCUACUCUACCACUGGAGAGCGUCCAUAUCCACCAAGAAGAACGCAUCACACGAAGCCAAUCACUCACACGAAUGGAAAGUCCACCACCACCUCGCCACACCACUCAAACGUUGCACCAGCUUCGUUGACAAAUGGUGCAGCUGUCACUGCUACACCAACAUCACCCACUUCACCUACGGCUCAGUCACAAGAGUCCACCACCACAACUACGACGAGAUCCAAGCCACACCGCGAAUCCAAAUCAAGAAACAAGCCCAACAACUCUGCCGCUGCGACUGGAGGCAAGUCGAGUGGUACUGCUGCAGAGGAAACCUCCAAGCAAGAGGCCGAGCGCGAGAAGCAAAAGGUCCCUCCUGGACCACAACAUUUCCCACCCCUCGUCAAGGGAGAUGAGCAAUUGGAGAUGAAGAAGAGACAGUGGGGUCCAGCCGCUACCUCGUCACCAGUGGUGGCCGCAGCAAGCCAACCACCUGCACCAGUUGUCCAACAACCAGCGUCCCCAGCCUCUCCAUCCACCGCAUCUCCCAAUCCUCAGCAAUCCCAGCAAACCUCCCCAGCCACUGGUAAAUCAUCGAACAAGAAGCCAGUGUCAACGGGACAGACACAACCGCAGCAGUCCUCUAAGAAACCAUCCAAUAAGGAGAGCAAGGAUAAACCAAAAUCAGACAAGCCCAAGGAUUCCCAACCAAAAGAGGAUAAGAAGGCAACAACAGGCACCACAGCCACUUCUGCGACUGAGAAAAAGCAACCAACGCUUGCUGAUAUUAUCCAAGGCCUUGCGCCACCCGUUGCUUCUCCAACGACAUCUGCCACCUCCUCUGUCUCCACGCCUACCGUCACCUCCAACACAAUACCAACAACUGUGAACCAAUCGCAACAAUAA